This is a messenger RNA of Sinocyclocheilus anshuiensis, 927 nucleotides long. RefSeq names its product arg8-vasotocin receptor-like. The coding region runs from base 1 to 927 and encodes 308 amino acids. The transcript has 2 exons. Gene Ontology annotation, cellular component: plasma membrane. Gene Ontology annotation, molecular function: peptide binding; vasopressin receptor activity. The record is from RefSeq and is a predicted model, not a curated record. NCBI's taxonomy places the organism in Eukaryota, Metazoa, Chordata, Actinopteri, Cypriniformes, Cyprinidae. Gene Ontology annotation, biological process: regulation of systemic arterial blood pressure by vasopressin; G protein-coupled receptor signaling pathway; cellular response to hormone stimulus.
AUGGCUGAUAACCUUAAUUGCAGCAGGGGUAACUGCUCCAGCGCGCAGGAAGCGUUUGGUUUAUCCGAGGGACACUUUGCGCUCGUGAAAGCUGCAGUUCUUGGGUGCAUUUUCGUGCUGGCAUCAUUUAGCAAUUUAUUCCUCCUCCAUGCCCUUUGGAAAAGACGGAAAAGACGUACUCGAACUCAGCUGUUUCUUCUGCACCUGUGCCUGGCUGACCUGGUGGUCGCUUUCUUCCAAGUCCUGCCGCAGUUAUCCAUGGAGAUUACGCACCUGUUCAAAGGCUCAGAUCUGGUGUGCAGAGCAGUUAAGUAUCUUCAAGUGGUCGGGAUGUUCGCGUCCACGUAUAUGAUCGUGGCCAUGACCAUAGAUCGCUAUCACGCGGUCUGCAAACCCAUUGCGUCGUUCUUCAGGGGGUCUUUCCGCAGGUAUGUUGCCAUAAGCGCAGCAUGGCUCAUCUCCCUGGCGUUCAGCGCUCCGCAGAUGUUCAUCUUCUCUCUCCAAGAAGUUGAGAAGAAUGUUUUCGACUGCUGGGCGACAUUUAUUGAGCCCUGGGGAGGCAGAAUAUACAUAACGUGGAUCACUCUAUCCGUGUUUGUUCUGCCAGCCGUAAUCUUGAUGUAUUGUCAGAUAAAGAUUUGCGCAGGGAUCUAUUUCAACAUGAAGAGGAAAGCCUUGCAGGGCAGCACGGGUGAUGGGCGCUCCAGCUCUAAAGGGAUAUCAAGCGCAAUUAUGAAGACUGUCAAAAUGACUUUCAUUAUCAUCCUGGUGUACACCCUCUGCUGGAGCCCAUUCUUCGUGGUCCAGCUCUGGUCAGCUUGGAGUCCAAGCAGUGCGCCCACGCAAGGGCCAGUGUUUGUCACUAUCAUGCUCCUCGCCAGUCUUAACAGCUGCACAAACCCAUGGAUCUACCUGUACUACAGCUAG